AUGGUUGCUACCGAUUCAAAAGCAGUAGAGGCUCCCCAACAAUUCAAACAGCCCUCUAGAAAAGGCAAGAAGGCCUGGCGCAAAAAUGUCGACGUCACCGAAGUUCAGGAAGGACUCAGACUAGUUCGCGAAGAAGAAAUCAAAGGUGGUGUUAUAGCAGAGAAACCUUCUGAAGAGCUUUUCACCCUCGACACAACAGGCGACCAGGAACUGGCAAAAGCACACAGAAAGGGACGCAAAGUUCUUAAAUCAGACGAAAUACUCGCACAGCGUUCGGCAAUCCCGGCGGUAGAUAGUCGCAAGCGACCAAAUUCCAAAGUCACAGAUGGCAUAAUUGAGCCAAAGACGAAGAAGCAGAAGAGCGAUUGGGUCAGCAAUAAAGAGUGGCUCAGGCUGAAGCGGGUUGCUCAGGAGAAUAAACCAGCUGCCAAGCCAGAGGAUGGCGUGAACUAUGACCCUUGGGUAGAUUCAGUCGAGGCUGCUGAACCCCAAGACGAAAAAUUCGAAUACAUCCCCAAGAAGAAACAAAAAGUUGCUCCAGUAACUCUGAAAGAAGCUCCAAUUUCCCUUGCUGCCAACGGGAAACCGAUACCUGCAGUGAAGGCACCUACUGGUGGCACCAGCUAUAACCCAUCCUUCGAGGAAUGGGACAGUCUCCUCGUCAAGGAAGGUACUAAAGAAAUUGAAGCUGAAAAGAAGCGAAUUGAAGAGGCAAAGAAGGAAGCCGAACGACAACGCUUGAUUGCCGAUGCCCAGAAUGAUGACGGCGAAGUCAGAUCAGAUGACGAAAGUGCUUGGGAAGGAUUUGAAAGCGAAUACGAGAAACCGGAGUGGUUGAACAAGAAAAGACCGGAACGGAAAACACAGGCCCAACGGAACAAAAUCAGACGCCGCAAGGAAGCAGAAAGGAAUGCGAAAUGGGAGGCGAAGAUGAAACAACGAGAGGAACAAGCAAAGAAUAUUCAGAGUAUCACCCAAAGCCUGGAAGAGAAGGAGGCAUUACGUAAGCAAUUACAGCAAGAUAGCUCUUCGGAAGAAGGUGAUGAUACAGUUUUACGCAAGAGACCUUUGGGCAAAAAUCCUGUCCCAGAAAAGCCACUUGAGUUGGUUCUUCCUGAUGAAUUGCAGGAGUCAUUACGACUUUUAAAACCAGAGGGAAAUCUCCUCGAUGAACGGUUCCGAACUCUUAUCGUCCAAGGAAAACUUGAAUCUCGCAAGCCUGUUACGCAGUCAAAGAAACCCAAAAGGAAGGCCACGGAGAAAUGGGCUUAUAAAGAUUUUGAAAUCCCUGGGCUGUGA
Talaromyces stipitatus ATCC 10500 is the source of this 1299-nucleotide messenger RNA. Its product is annotated as 60S ribosome subunit biogenesis protein NOP53. Lineage: Eukaryota; Fungi; Ascomycota; Eurotiomycetes; Eurotiales; Trichocomaceae. The transcript is spliced from 3 exons. Gene Ontology annotation, molecular function: 5S rRNA binding. The coding region runs from base 1 to 1299 and encodes 432 amino acids. The record is from RefSeq and is a predicted model, not a curated record. Gene Ontology annotation, cellular component: nucleolus. Gene Ontology annotation, biological process: ribosomal large subunit assembly; rRNA processing.